GAGGCUGGGGCUGGUGACCCAGGCUGGAGGGGAAGAUGGCGGCGGAGAGACAGUCUCCGCUAUUGGCGGGUGUACGGCCCGUCGACUUCGAGGUGCUGGAGGAUGGCAAGAACGUCUUUGCUAGUCCCGUGUCCACUUUGGAGUCAAGUCCUUCAUCUCCAGAGCCAGCAAGUCUUCCUGCAGAAGACCUCAGCACAAACUUUAAUGGUCCAAAGCCAGCAGAAGUCAUGCCAGAUGAUGAUAGAGAAGACCUUUUUGCUGCCUAUAAAUUGAGCUGAAUAGCUGCAUAGACCUCCAGCAUACAGUACAGGCUACUGAUGUGAGCAGCCAUAAAGGUGACCUGGUUAGAAGGGGAAAAUUACUGAACAGAAGAAGAUGUCUGCUGAAAAAUACUGACAGAGAAAAUGCCUGCCAGCCUGGGAACUAGGCCUAGGAACCAGAAGCAUGCUUGGAAAGUGCAGCUGGCACCUCUGAAGUGCAGCUGGGUACCUAGAAACCGGAGACAUCCUGAGAUACCAUUGAUAAGCACCAAAACCCCAAGGAACUGUAAUGGCAACUUGUCACGUCCCAAGGUUGGAGUGACUCAGGUUCGUGGAUUUCCUUUGUCAGAAUUAAGGUGAAACGACACCAGGGGAGUUCAAACAACAAUCAACAUUUAUUCAACCAAGCUAACCUUGC
Molecule: messenger RNA, 678 nt
Organism: Harpia harpyja (harpy eagle)
Lineage: Eukaryota; Metazoa; Chordata; Aves; Accipitriformes; Accipitridae
Product: sorting nexin-2-like
Exons: 3
Coding region: 36-278 (80 amino acids)
Biological process (GO): intracellular protein transport
Source: RefSeq, a predicted model, not a curated record